Messenger RNA from Fusarium oxysporum Fo47, 1495 nucleotides. RefSeq names its product long-chain specific acyl-CoA dehydrogenase. NCBI's taxonomy places the organism in Eukaryota, Fungi, Ascomycota, Sordariomycetes, Hypocreales, Nectriaceae. Gene Ontology annotation, molecular function: oxidoreductase activity, acting on the CH-CH group of donors; flavin adenine dinucleotide binding. The transcript has 5 exons. The coding region runs from base 18 to 1343 and encodes 441 amino acids. The record is from RefSeq and is a predicted model, not a curated record.
CCAAAACCACCUCCAAAAUGCCCCCUGCCGUUCACCAAGUCCCCUUCGCAGACCCCCCGUGGCUUAGAGGCGCCCCGUCGCCGUACUUCAACGCGUCGCAUCGCAGAUUCCAGGCUGCUUGUCGCGAAUUCGUCGAUGAGAACCUAAACAAGAAUGCCCUGGACUGGGAAACAGCAGAGGAGGUACCAUCCAACUUAUUCGAGGUCUUUGCAAAGGGUAACUUCAUCCUGCCGUCUUUGCCAGCGCCUUUACCUGUAGAAUGGCUUCGAAAGCUAGGCAUAACUCAUAUGCCCGGCCAGGUACCUGUAGAGGAAUGGGACACUUUGCAUACGAUGAUAUAUGCAGAUGAGAUGAGCCGCUCCGGCCUUGCUGGACCACCUGGCUCCAUCACCACUGGCGUUGCUUUUGGUAUCCCCCCUCUGUUGCAUUAUGCAGAGCCUCAGCUACAAGAAAGAUUUCUCCCAGAUCUCUUAGUCGGGCGAAAGAGAAUCUGUAUUGCUAUUACGGAGCCAGAUGCUGGCUCUGACGUCGCCAACAUUACCACGACGGCUACUCUGAGUGGCAACGAAUAUAUCAUUAACGGGACCAAAAAGUGGAUUACCAAUGGAAUGAUGGCAGACUAUGCUAGCAUGGCAGUCCGAACUGGUGGGGAAAACUCUGGAGGAAAAGGCAUUUCUUUAAUCUUAGUCCCGCUCAAGGACCAUCCUGGCGUGACAAGGAGACGACUUAAAGUUGCGGGGCAGAUUGUGGCUGGAACUUCCUUUAUCGAACUUGAUGAUGUGAGAGUCCCACGGGAAAACCUGAUCGGGCGUGAGAACGAGGGCAUGAAGUACAUCAUGCACAACUUUAACCACGAGCGUAUGUUUAUCUCUGUUGGUGUCACCCGUCAGGCUCGAGUUGCCCUGAGCAGCGCCUUCGCUUAUUGUCUUCAGCGCAAGGCAUUCAACAAGACCCUCAUGGAACAACCCGUGGUACGUCACCGACUGGCUAAAUGUGGUGCAAUCCUGGAAGCGCAAUGGUCCUGGGUAGAAUCAUUUGCAUACCAGCUCUCCAAGAUGCCUAAGGAAACAGCAGACCAAGAACUCGGUGGUCUGACCGCUCUGUGCAAAGCCAACGCUGGCAUUGUUCUUGACGAGUGUGCGAGAUGCGCUGUUCUAUUGUUCGGCGGCAACGGUUAUACACGUACGGGCAAGGGCGAGAUUGCGGAGAAGAUUUAUCGAGAAGUGCCUGGGGCCAGGAUUCCUGGUGGAAGCGAGGAUGUUCUGUUGGACUUGGCGAUUAGGCAACUAACUAAGCAGUUCCGUGCACAACUGGCCGAGGAGACAACCCAAGCCAAGAUUUAAACCCGCUCUCCACUGAAAGUGGCACCAGCAGAGAAUGGGUGAAGUAUGCUUUGGAAGCAUUUACUAAGACCAAGAUUGUUAUGUUCAACCUCACUUCUUAGCUUAAGAAUCUAAACUAUUACCCUGCUACAGCUUUGUAGAGCGCUGUGGAC